Messenger RNA from Tricharina praecox, 723 nucleotides. RefSeq lists its product as uncharacterized. Lineage: Eukaryota; Fungi; Ascomycota; Pezizomycetes; Pezizales; Pyronemataceae. Gene Ontology annotation, biological process: intracellular transport; protein secretion. Bases 172 to 393 code for a protein of 73 amino acids. The transcript is spliced from 4 exons. The record is from RefSeq and is a predicted model, not a curated record.
CAACAGGCCAGCGCGACUUGCUCACGGUCACUAGGGUAACUAGCGAGAGCAAUCAGUCAGCCAGACAGCCAGGUCCACCGAGAACGCAGCCCGCGACGACGACGACGCACAAGAACAGAAAAGAUAGACAGCAGACGCACGUGUCCUACAUACAGAAGCAUCAUCGCAAUCAUGACCGCCCUCUUCAACUUCAACGCGCUCCUCCUCGUCAUCCUCCUCCUCAUCUGUACAUGCACCUACAUCCGCCAGGUAGUGCCAGGCAUGGUCGACAGUCGGAAAGACAAGAACAUCUUCUUCGGAGUGUUCUGGAAGUUCGCAAGGAUAGGAGAGCGCCUAUCGCCCUACGUCAGUCUGUGCUGCUUCGUGAUGGCGGUUGUUACGUUCUUGGGAUAAUUACGACGACUACGACGGGGAACGGGCAGAGUCGGCGGUGAAGCAGAGUCGGCGGCUAUGACCGGCGUAAUUUACGAUCGAGUCGUCGGAUAAUACACCCGAUUUUUAUCACUCUACACUACGUUAUGCGCAUAUGUAUCGCGAGGGGAUGCUUGGAUUGAAGUAGAGGGUGAAUUCGAGCUGUACUCUACGUAGGCCUUCCGCCGUCAUCUCGGAUGGAAAUCUACACGAACGGUCAUGGUCAUGGCGACCGCUUGGCAACGUGUCCAUUCUUCACAUGACACAGGUACCUCCAUGACGACAUGCAUAAACGAGGUCCGAGACGAUAAG